UCUGAAGACCUCACCAAGCACGCGAGUGUAACAUGUUUCAAUUCAUACCCAUCAUGAAUCGAGUGUUUCAUCAUCACAUUCUUCGAUCCCUCGUUGCCUUCUUCCCACACAUCCGGUUCCAAUCCCACGGUCUACUCUCCAAGGCCUUCUCCCGUAUCCCAACAAGGCAUCAACCCCACCGCCACCACAACUACAACGACAACGACAACGGCAACGGCGAUCCGAAGAAUCAGAAGCCGUGGAAUGAAGCCUUCGGCAGCCGCUUCCAGCUCCACAAGAGCCGUGGCCAGCACCUCCUCACCAACCCCCGCAUCCUUGAUUCCAUCGUCCGCCGAGCCAACAUCUACCCCGAUGACACCGUUCUCGAGAUCGGCCCCGGCACCGGAAACCUCACCGUCAGACUCCUCCAAUACGCCAGCAAAGUCAUCGCCGUCGAGAUUGAUCACAGGAUGGUUGACUCUCUUCUCGGCCGUGUCUCUCAACUCGGCCUUGCCGACCGUCUCACGGUGAUCAAGGAGAACGCAUUGAUGACAAAGCUGCCACCUUUCGACCUCUGCGUAGCAAACAUUCCAUAUGGUAUCUCUUCUCCUCUCAUUGCCAAGCUGUUGUUUGAGACUCGGCCGCCAUGUUUUCGCACCGCAACGCUACUGCUGCAGAAGGAGUUUGCUCGCCGUCUUCUUGCAAUGCCUGGCGACUCAGACUACAACAGAUUGGCUGUGAAUGUUGGGUUGGUGGCUAAUGUGGAGUUCCUCAUGGAUGUGAGCAAGAAAGACUUUGUUCCAUCCCCCAAAGUGGAUUCUACUCUUGUUAAGAUUAGGCCUAGAGAUGAAGUUCCAGUUGUGGACUUGGAUGAAUGGCAGGCUUUCAUAAGGACUUGUUUUAGUAAAAGGAAUAAGACUCUGGGUGCCAUUUUUAAGCAAAAGAAGAAGAUUGCUGAGUUGUUGGAGAGGUUGAAGAAGAAGAAAGAAAAAGAAGAAGAAGAAGAAGAUGAUGAUGAUGAUGAUUGUGAAAAUGGGGAAGCAGAAGUGGGAGGUGAUGGUUUGGAAGUUGGUUUGUUUAAAGAGAGGGUGAUUGGGAUAUUGAAGUCAGGGGGUUUGGAGGAAAAGAGGCCUUCCAAGUUAUCUAAUGAAGAGCUCUUGCAUUUGUUGCAGCUCUUCAACAAAGAAGGUAUUGUGUUUCACUAGUUGGUUUGAAUCUAAAUCAUCUUUAGUUAGGUAUUUGGUUUGUAGAAUUUGGAGCGCAUAUAUUUCUGAAUCUAGCUAUGAUGUUAUCUUUUAAGCUAUGAUGAUUGGGAGCUAUGACUCUUAAAAUUUACUCCUGCUUCUUGUAACCUUUUCUGUGACA
This is a messenger RNA of Dioscorea cayenensis subsp. rotundata (Guinea yam), 1344 nucleotides long. RefSeq names its product ribosomal RNA small subunit methyltransferase, mitochondrial-like. Bases 33 to 1184 code for a protein of 383 amino acids. Gene Ontology annotation, molecular function: rRNA (adenine-N6,N6-)-dimethyltransferase activity. Gene Ontology annotation, cellular component: mitochondrial matrix. The record is from RefSeq and is a predicted model, not a curated record. Gene Ontology annotation, biological process: rRNA methylation. Lineage: Eukaryota; Viridiplantae; Streptophyta; Magnoliopsida; Dioscoreales; Dioscoreaceae. The transcript has 3 exons.